AUGCAGGACGAGGCGUGGCACGAGGAGCAACAACACUUCCAGGCCGUUUUGCAGGCAUGGAGCGAUUAUCUUCCGUAUUCGGUACGGUCCAUACCACUAAUCCAGCUCCAUAUGAACAAUGCGCGCCGCCAGUCCUUGUACGCACUGCCACAAGCACAUCAGGCGCUGCUCCAAGGGCUCCAUGCCCCCGUGCCUGGGCCCAUGGAGGGCAAGCCUGCCCAGCGCGGCUUCCGUGCCAAACUUUAUGAGAUUGAUGACCGUAUCCGACGCAAUGCAGAUGUCCUGGAGCAGAUGGCCCACUUUUGCCACUCGUUCCUUGGCAUCCUGGACGAGUCACACCAGGCCGCCUCCGGUCCUACCAACAAGGUAUCAGAGCGUGAUCAGGACCGUGUCCGCACAGCCAUCAAGCAAAUGGCGCGUGAUUGGGGCGCCCAGGGUGCGGCCGAGCGAGAGCGGGUGUAUCAGCCGAUCGUCGAGGCCGUCCUUCGCCGCCGGCCACCGAGCGAAGGCCGGCCACCCCGUGUGUUGGUACCUGGUGCAGGCCUGGGUCGCCUGGCUUUUGACUUUGCUCAGCAGGGCUACUGUACACAGGGCAAUGAGUUUAGCUAUUUUAUGCUCAUCCCUGCACACUUUCUCUUGAACUGCACGCAGACCGUCCAUGAACACACGCUCUUCCCCUAUAUCCACUCGGGCAGCAAUUGGCACACAUCAGCGGACAUGCUGCAACCUGUGUGUGUACCUGAUGUGCUGCCAUCGGUACUCGAUGAGAAUACUGACUUUAGCAUGGUCGCCGGCGAGUUCGUCGAGGUGUAUGCGAAGGAAGAGGAGCGCGGCGCAUGGGAUGUAGUCGCGACGUGUUUUUUCAUCGAUACGGCCAAAAAUAUCCUGCGCUACCUCGAAGUCAUCAAUGCAGUACUACCAGUCGGCGGCCUGUGGGUCAACGCGGGUCCUCUACUAUGGCACUUUGAGCAUGACCCUGAUGCGAGUGUCGAGCUUACGCUCGAGGAGGUGCUCGAGCUGCUCCCGCACUUUGGCUUUGAGAUGGAAGAGCAGCGCACGCUUGAGCCGCAGACCUACACCGGCAUACCCAACAGCAUGCUCUCCCAUCUGUACACCCCAGUGUUCUGGGUUUGCCGCAAAGUGCGCGACCAUACUAUGGCACCUGCCGUAUAG
This is a messenger RNA of Malassezia sympodialis ATCC 42132, 1173 nucleotides long. RefSeq lists its product as uncharacterized. Bases 1 to 1173 code for a protein of 390 amino acids. The transcript has a single exon. The record is from RefSeq and is a predicted model, not a curated record. NCBI's taxonomy places the organism in Eukaryota, Fungi, Basidiomycota, Malasseziomycetes, Malasseziales, Malasseziaceae. Gene Ontology annotation, molecular function: S-adenosylmethionine-dependent methyltransferase activity.